GCCUGUCCCGGCUCCCAUGGCUCAUUCCCUGCGGGCGGCCAUGGCUCUGCGGCGGAAGCUGAGCUGCGCGGCUCGGAGCUACUCGCAAGGAGCCGCCAAGGACUGGCUGACGGAGGACUUCCUUGAUUCCCUGAGAGCUGUGGUGGGCACCGCCAACGUGUCCACGGCUGCAGCUGUUUGCGAGCAACACGGCCACGAUGAGUCCAUGCACAGGUGCUGUCCACCGGAUGCUGUGGUUUGGCCCCAAAAUGUGGAGCAGGUCAGUUUGCUGGUGACGACGUGCUACAGUCGAAACGUUCCCAUCAUCCCCUUUGGCACAGGCACAGGACUGGAAGGCGGUGUGAACGCUGUCCAGGGUGGCGUUUGCUUCAACCUGACCCAAAUGGACCAGAUCUCUCGGCUGAACACAGAGGACUUCACCGUUGCUGUAGAACCAGGGGUGACCCGGAAGAGCUUGAACAGCUUCCUGCGGGGCAGUGGACUCUGGUUUCCUGUCGACCCCGGGGCUGAUGCUUCUCUCUGCGGCAUGGCGGCCACCAGCGCCUCGGGCACCAACGCUGUGCGCUACGGCACCAUGCGCCAGAACGUGCUCAACCUGCAAGUGGUGCUGCCCGACGGGAGGGUGAUGCAUACAGCUGGGCAGAACCGGAGGCCCAGAAAGAGUGCUGCCGGCUACCAACUAACCGGGCUCUUCGUCGGCUCAGAGGGAACGCUAGGCCUCAUCACUGAGGCAACACUGCGCCUGCACGGCAUCCCUGAGGCCACCGUGGCGGCCGUGUGUGCCUUUCCCAGCGUGCAAGGGGCUGUGGACAGCACCGUGCAGAUUCUUCAAGCAGGGAUCCCCAUCGCCCGAAUUGAGUUCCUGGACGAUGUCAUGAUGGGGGCCUGCAACCGCUACAGUGGCCUGAGCUAUGCCGAGGCGCCCACCCUCUUCCUGGAGUUCCACGGCACCGAGAACAGCGUGGGGGAGCAGGUGCAAGCCACGGGGGAGAUCGUGCAGUCGAACGGUGGCUCGGACUUCGUAUGGGCCCAGGAGCAAGAGGCUCGCAACCAGCUGUGGACAGCGCGGCACAACGCCUUUUACGCAGCCUUGGCCCUUCGGCCUGGCCGGAAGAGUUACACCACUGAUGUUUGUGUCCCAAUUUCACGCCUUCCUGCAAUCUUGCUGGAAACGAAGAAAGACCUGCUGGAGUCCAAGAUCACAGGUCCCAUUGCUGGCCACGUGGGUGACGGGAACUUCCACUGUAUCCUCGUUUUUGAUCCUGAAGAUGCUGAAGAAAGUGGCAGAGUGUCAAAGUUCGCUGAACGACUGGGCAGGCGCGCGUUGGCAAUGGACGGCACCUGCACAGGGGAGCACGGCGUGGGCCUGGGCAAGCGGCAGCUUUUGCACGAGGAAGUUGGCGAGGUGGCGCUGUCCACCAUGCAGCACAUUAAGGCAGCGCUAGACCCGAAAAACCUCAUGAACCCUGGAAAGGUGUUGUGACCGCUGGAGGUGGCCCUGCAAGGCACGGCACCCUGUCCCGUCAAGGAGCAGCACGCGCUCCCUCUCUGGCUUGCAGCGUUGGCUGUCAAUGCGCCACCCCGAAGAGGAGCGGGAGGACCUCCGUGCCCUUGGUUAGAGGGCAAGUGUGCAGGGCCUGGCCUGCCCCUGCCUCAACUUACAUUACAAAUCUGUAUUGUCAAGCGGAGCUAAAAUAAACCCUGUGCGCGCCUGUGUGGGAAGAACUGGAGCU
Elgaria multicarinata webbii is the source of this 1733-nucleotide messenger RNA. RefSeq names its product lactate dehydrogenase D (gene LDHD). Gene Ontology annotation, biological process: lactate catabolic process. NCBI's taxonomy places the organism in Eukaryota, Metazoa, Chordata, Lepidosauria, Squamata, Anguidae. Gene Ontology annotation, molecular function: D-lactate dehydrogenase (cytochrome) activity; D-lactate dehydrogenase (NAD+) activity; FAD binding. Gene Ontology annotation, cellular component: mitochondrion. Bases 17 to 1483 code for a protein of 488 amino acids. The record is from RefSeq and is a predicted model, not a curated record. The transcript has 11 exons.